Molecule: messenger RNA, 405 nt
Organism: Musa acuminata AAA Group (dessert banana)
Lineage: Eukaryota; Viridiplantae; Streptophyta; Magnoliopsida; Zingiberales; Musaceae
Product: large ribosomal subunit protein eL18x-like
Exons: 3
Coding region: 1-405 (134 amino acids)
Biological process (GO): translation
Cellular component (GO): ribosome; cytosolic large ribosomal subunit
Molecular function (GO): RNA binding; structural constituent of ribosome
Source: RefSeq, a predicted model, not a curated record
AUGGUAAGCCCUAACCCUGCUCCCUCCUACGCACUUCGUGGAACCCUAAUCUCUCCCCGCUUGUUCUUCGUGGGUUCCUUCGACUCUCGUCUCGUCGAUCUUGUUCGUGCUAGGGGUAUCGAUCUCGGUGCCGGCGGUCGGAGCAAGAAGGCCAGACGCACCGCCCCAAGGUUCGACGAUGUCUACCUCAAGCUCCUUGUUUCUAGUGUGGAGGACGGAAGCAAGUUUACCACGGCGAUACGAGAACGGCUCUUCACGAGCAAGAUUAACCAGCCGGAUGACAAGAUCACCGUCAUUGUUGUGACGGUGAUGGAUGCUAAGAGACACUACGAGGUGCUCUCUUUGGCUGUGACGGCACCGAGGGUCAUGGGGACAUCCGAGGCGAGGAUCCUCAAGGUUGGGUGA